Molecule: messenger RNA, 1755 nt
Organism: Dujonia railenensis
Lineage: Eukaryota; Fungi; Ascomycota; Pichiomycetes; Serinales; Debaryomycetaceae
Source: the annotation of a GenBank genome assembly
AUGCCAUCGCAAGAAAUUGGAGAGACUAUCCCAGCGAAUACGCCUCAUGCUGUUUCUGUUACGCUUCCAACAUGGGAAGCAACAGUUGGCUACGAAGAGGGCCAGGAUUGGGUAGUAUCCAAGAUGACUUCCGGGUAUCCAAGAUUCUUUAUCCAUUCAGUUAUCCAGCAGCUUGCCAAGGGCAUAGAAGCCAAGUAUGGCCGUGACGGAGAACGUUGUAUGAUUUUCCCAACCUAUAAUGUAGCUAAACGAUGCAGAGAGUUUAUCAAAGAGAAGACCAGCUUGGAUCAGGUCUUAGUCAGAGUUUUACAAUUAAGUACUAGGGCACCUAAGGAUGAAAAUGAGAAAUCAACAGUCAUUGAGACGAACAUUGGAGUUGUUUUUUUCCCUCUAUCCGAAUUCUCCUUGGCCAAGAACUAUUGGCAACACCUGGGUGAAGGUAUCUCUUCUAGAAUGGGUGAAUAUUUACUCAAGGAAUUGAUUGAACCUCAAGCUGCUACUAAUCCAAGAGGCAAUAUGAAAGCAGAAUUACAGGCUAAACAAAUACAACUGAAAUCUCCAUCUAUUUCUAUAUCAUCAUCUGGAACUAACGCCUUAGAGAGUGAUAAGGAAUCUGAUACCUUCAUUGAACAGAAGUAUGGCCGUGUUUUAGAUUUAAAGUUUGCUCCAGAAGCCAAGGUUGCAUUGAGGAGAAGAAUUUCCGGAAAGGCUGACAAGUCCCAUAAUCAAGAAGAAGAGAUGGAAAAGGCUCGUAGAGGUAAGAAUUUAAGUGAAACCGACGUUUAUUUGUAUCCAACUGGGAUGGCUUCGAUUUUCAACGCACAUCAAGCUUUAAUGAAAAUCUUCCAGCCUACUCCUAAGAUUUCUGUUAUGUUUGGAUUUCCUUAUGUAGACACCUUAAACAUCUUAAAAAAAUUCGGACCUGGCGUUCAUUUCUUAGGGUUAGGUGACGACGAAUCUUUAGAUGAGUUGGAAAGAGAUUUGGCAGAUGGUAAGCUUGAUAUCAUGGCACUCUUCUGUGAGUGCCCUUCAAACCCUUUGUUGAAGACUCCAGAUUUACCUAGAAUUAGAAAACUAGCCGAUAAAUAUGGAUUUGCUGUUGUUAUCGACGAAACGAUUGGAAACUUUUUAAAUAUUCAUGUUCUCCCAUACGCAGACAUAGUCGCUUCAUCUUUAACCAAGGUGUUUUCUGGAGAUUCAAACGUUAUGGGUGGUUCAAUAAUCAUCAAUCCUAGCUCUCCCUUCUACCCUCAGCUUCAGAAGUACUUUAAUGAAGAAUAUGAAGAUUGCUUUUGGGCAGAAGAUGCAUUAUACUUAGAGAGAAACUCACGAGAUUUUGCAGACAGAUCUGCUAAGAUCAACGAAACAUCACUUGCUGCCUUGGAACUUCUUGUCAAUUCCCCAUUGAUCUCCAAAGUGUACUACCCCUCUAUUUCAGAAUCCAAGAAGCAUUAUGAUGCUAUCAAAACCUCUACUGGUGGGUACGGUGGAUUAAUGUCUUUUCUCUUCCAUGAUCCUGCUGAUGCGGUUUGCUUUUUCAACGCCGUCAAUAUCCACAAGGGCCCUUCAUUAGGUACCAAUUUCACAUUGGCAUGUCCAUAUGCGAUAUUGGCUCAUUACGAGGAAUUAGAUGAAAUUGCCAAGUGGGAUAUCGACAGAAAUUUAAUUAGAAUCAGUGUUGGAUUAGAAGAUAAAGAUGAGUUGAUUGAAGUAUUACAGAGAAGCUUAGAUACCGCUGCUGCUCAGCAUAAAUGA